Molecule: messenger RNA, 7917 nt
Organism: Rhea pennata
Lineage: Eukaryota; Metazoa; Chordata; Aves; Rheiformes; Rheidae
Gene: HEATR5A
Product: HEAT repeat containing 5A
Exons: 39
Coding region: 412-6582 (2056 amino acids)
Biological process (GO): endocytosis; retrograde transport, endosome to Golgi; intracellular protein localization
Cellular component (GO): Golgi apparatus; membrane; endocytic vesicle
Source: RefSeq, a predicted model, not a curated record
GCGGCGGGCAGCGUGGCGGCCAGGACGACUAGCAAGUCUAAACAGUACAACUGAUGGAGGUUUUGCAUGAGUAUUUAAAACCUGGCUGAAGCUGCAUUAGCGCUAUUUUUUUGGAACGAGGCAAAGAGAAACUAACAAUUUUAUUCAGAACGAGAUUAAAGUGUAUAGAGAUAUGGAGGAGGAAGCCAGAUAAUGUUAUAAAGAAGCUGUAUUUUUGACAUCCUUUAUCCAACCUGGAGAACCUAGAGGAGAGAGACAGUUUUUACAAUGAGGAGAAAUUUCCCACUAGAAGUUCAAACUUCUGAUUCCGUCACCAAGUAUUAAUGAGGAAGAAAACCUAACUGAUUAACACAGUUCUGUGUUUUUUUUAAUCCUGUGAUGUUUGAAGAGCGGUAGGGAAAUUCCCCAGGAAUGGAGUUAGCUCACAGUUUACUACUUAAUGAAGAAGCAUAUAACCAGCUUGGUGAAUUUCAAAAAGCAGAGUUCAUUUUCGAAUGGUUACAGUUUCUAGAAAAACUUUUACCAGUGACUAACAGAGCUGAUAUUAGGGAAAACCAGAAGAAACUGGUUGAACAAUUGACUUCUUUAUUAAACACCUCACCAGGACCUCCUACCAGACGGCUUGUUGCCAAGAAUUUAGCUGUACUUUAUAGCACUGGAGACACUUUUUCUGUUUAUCAAACAAUUGACAAAUGCAAUGAACUCAUUCGGAGUAAAGAUGAUUCACCAAGCUAUCUGCCUACAAAACUUGCUGCGGUGGUAUGCUUGGGCUAUUUAUACAAAAAAUUGGGAAGAAUUUUGGGAAACAGUUUUACUGACACCGUUGGGAAUGUGCUUAAAGCAAUGAAGAAUGCAGAGUCUCAAGGUCGUUAUGAAAUCAUGCUUAGUUUACAAAAUAUAUUAAAUGGUUUAGGAGCUGCUGCUAUCCCAUGUCACCGAGAUAUUUACAAAGCUGCCCGGUCAUGUUUGACAGAUCGAUCCAUGGCAGUCCGCUGUGCUGCUGCAAAGUGUCUUCUUGAACUUCAGAAUGAAGCAGUUUUUAUGUGGAGUACAGACCUAGAUAGUGUUGUGACCCUGUGUUUUAAAUCCUUUGAAGGUUCCAACUAUGAUGUACAGUUAGCAGUUUCAAAACUUUUAGGCACAGUAUUGGCUAGAGCUGUAACAUCUAAACAAGCAACAGCAUCCACCAGGCAAAAUUUUCGCAGAAUCUCUCUAGAAGAUGCCAUGGAUCUAUUAGGAACUGGAUUUUUACGUGGAAGUUGUGGAUUUCUACGAGCCAGUGGUGAUAUGCUGAAAGGGACUAGUUCAGUCAGCAGAGAUGUUAGAGUUGGAGUCACCCAGGCAUAUGUGGUAUUUGUCUCCACGUUAGGAGGACAAUGGCUUGAAAGGAACUUCUCUGCCUUCCUUUCCCAUAUUCUAGAUCUCGUGUCUCAGUCUCACCCUAAGGCUAUUCAGACUCAGACGGAUGCUAUCUGCUGUCGCGGCUGUGUUUCAUUUAUCCUUCGAGCUACAGUAGGAGGCCUUCUUGGGGAAAAAGCUCAAAUUGCAGCUGCCAAGGAGAUUUGUCAGGCCAUCUGGAAAUUGAAGAAAGUUGUGGAUGCUGCAAUGAGUGACAGUAACUUGGAAACACGAAUUACUACAACAGAUAUAACAGCAAGUCAGCAUGUACUUGUGUGUACACUGCAAGAACUUGGAAGUCUCAUCCAUGGCUUGGGAACUACAGCAGCACCGUUACUACAAGAUUCCAGUACAGGAAUCCUGGAAGCUGUCAUUUCUGUCAUUCUUCAUCCCAGCAUUUCAGUUAGACUAACAGCAGCUUGGUGUUUGCGCUGUAUUGCGAUAGCACUGCCAUCCUAUGUGUCCCUACUUCUGGAUCGCUGCAUUGAACGUCUUAAUGUACUGAAAUCCUCCCCAGAAGCAGUGACCGGUUAUAGUUUUGCUGUUGCUGCUUUGCUGGGUGCAGUAAAACAGUGUCCUUUAGGAAUUCCACAUGGAAAAGGGAAGGUAAUCAUGACAGUAGCAGAGGAUUUGUUGCGUUCUGCUUCUCAGAACAGUCGCAUUUCACUCCAGCGAACGCAGGCAGGAUGGCUGUUGAUAGCUGCCCUCAUGACAUUAGGUCCUGCAGUUGUCCAAAACCAUCUGCCAAGAAUGCUGUUACUGUGGAAGUGCAUCUUUCCAUCAUCUCCUAAAGACCUAGAAACAGAGAAGACUCGAGGAGAUUCGUUUACAUGGCAAGUAACACUGGAAGGCCGUGCUGGUGCUCUCUGUGCUAUCAAAAGCUUUGUUUCCCACUGUGCUGGUCUUCUUACGGAUGAAGUUGUUCAGAGACUGCUUCCUCCUCUCCCAAGUGCUGUUGAUUUACUGACACAGCUCUCUUCAAUAUAUAAAUUAUAUGGUAAUACUUUGAAAUCAUCAUCAACAAUUUACAGACAUAAACUUUAUGAAUUACUGGCAGUAUUACCUCCAAAGACUUACGAAGGAAGCUUCUCUACUGUUCUAAAAGAGCUGGUAGCUGACUUAACUGUUCCAGAUAGCCAGAUUGAUGCCUCUGCAUUCUUGCUUCCACCGCUUUGUCAUGUGAAUGAUCUUCUUUUACUUGGACCAUUACUGCAGGAGACUGACCAUCGAUAUAUUGAAGAGCAGCUCCUCUUAGGUAACAGCAUGGCUGGAGGCAGCCUAGAGUAUGACCCUUACUCAAUUUAUGAGAAAGUUGCAAAAGGUGAUUCAGUGCCUAAGCCUCUACCUCCUGUGUUGUCUGUUAUCAGUGCAGCAACUCGUCUUUUUGGAGUUAUAUUUUCCCAUAUAGCAGAAUCUCAAAGGCUUCAAGUGUUAGAACAGUUGUUGGAUUCCAUAAAACAAACGAAAGGGUCACGGCAACAAAUAGUACAACUAAAUGUUCUGUCGGCCUUUUCUACUUCCUUAAAGCAUUUGGCUAGCUGCAAGGGAAGCUUAAGUCCAGAAGAAGUUAGAAGAUCUGCCCUGACAUUAGUAAUGGGUGCCUUGGAAAGCAAUAAUCCUCUCCUAAGAUGUGCUGCUGCAGAGUGUUUGGCCAGGUUGGCACAGGUGGUUUCUGACAGUGCCUUUACUGCUGGAUUAGCACAAGUUAGUUUUGACAAGCUAAAAUCUGCUAGGGAUGUGGUGUCAAGAACAGGUCAUUCUUUGGCUUUGGGAUGUCUGUACAGAUACCUAGGAGGAAUAGGUUCUAUUCAGCACCUGAAUGCAUGUGUUGGAAUCCUAUAUACUUUGUCUCAGGACAGUACUUCUCCUGAUGUACAGGCAUGGGCACUACACUCUCUGUCACUGACAAUAGAUUUAGCAGGUCCCUUGUUUCAUGUGCAUGUGGAACCUACCUUAUCCCUUGUUCUUAUGUUGUUGUUGACUGUGCCUCCUGCUUACACUGAAGUUCAUCAAAGCCUUGGUCGCUGUUUAAAUGCUCUUAUUACCACCCUGGGUCCUGAGUUGCAAGGCAGCAGUACAACAGUUUCAGCAUUAAGAACCUCCUGUCUCCUGGGCUGUGCAGUGAUGCAAGAUAAUCCUGACUGUCUUGUUCAGGCUGAAGCCAUCUCUUGCCUUCAGCAGCUUCACAUGUUUGCUCCUCGACACGUCAACUUGUCUAGCCUUGUAAGCUGCUUAUGUGAGAUCUUGUUGGAUAAUUCUGUGUUGGUGAAUCUCUGUAGCUCGUACUUACUACUGAGACGUGCAGUGGUAGGCUGUUUGCGUCAACUUGUGCAAAGAGAAGCUGCUGAGGUAUCAGAAUAUGCUGUUGCUUUAGUUAAAGAGAGCCGAGAAGAUUUUACUCCAGAUGUUAACAUCAGAGAAAUAGGCCUGGAGGGGGCAUUGCUGAGUUUGCUGGACAAAGAAUUGGAUCAAAGAUUGUGCCAAGAUAUCAAAGAGACUCUGAGUCAUAUGCUUACUUCAAUGGCAGUUGAAAAGCUCUCUUUUUGGCUGAAGCUGUGUAAAGAUGUUCUUGCUGCAUCAGCUGAUUUCAAUACAGUAGCUUCAUUAGACACUACACAAGAAGAGGAGACUGCUAAAGCAGACGAUGCAUCUGUAUUAACCUCUGCAAGUGAUGAGAGGUCCCACCCUUUCAGUAACCCACGUUGGUCUACAAGAGUUUUUGCUGCAGAGUGUGUUUGUAAAAUUAUCAGCCAAUGUGAAAAUGCAGACAGUGCACAUUUUGACAUAACUUUGGCUCAUGAAAGAAAACAACGUGAUUCAAGAGAUGACUUUUUGGUAUUGCAUUUAGCUGACUUGAUACGUAUGGCUUUUAUGGCUGCCACAGAUCACAGUGAUCAGCUCCGUCUUUCUGGACUUCAAACAUUGCUAAUUGUUGUUCGGAAGUUUGCAGCUGUUCCUGAACCUGAGUUUCCAGGCCAUGUAAUUCUGGAGCAGUAUCAAGCUAAUGUUGGAGCAGCACUUAGGCCUGCCUUUGCUUCAGAAACACCUCCUGAUGUCACAGCAAAAGCAUGUCAGGUUUGCAGUGCCUGGAUAGCAAGUGGUGUAGUAAGUGACCUUAAUGACCUUCGAAGGGUUCACCAGUUGCUAGUAUCCUCUUUGGUCAAAGCACAGGCUGGGAAAGAAGCACAAAGUCAACAAUAUAAUGAAAGCACUUCAACUAUGGAGAUACUGGCUGUGCUUAAGGCAUGGGCAGAGGUUUACAUAGUUGCAGUUGAAAAGCAAAAGAAUCGAAGUGAUGCACAUAGUCACUCGCUGAAAAUUGCAAAUCCUACAGAAGAAAGUUAUAGAGAUACAGCGUCUUCGGCCAGCGGACUCCUAGAGUUAGUUCAGGCAGAUCUUGGAACUCUGAGCAAACUCUGGCUUGCUGCACUUCAGGAUUUUGCUCUCUUAACUUUGCCUUCGGAAUAUGCAUCUCAAUUACCUGCUGAAGGUGGUACAUUUUAUACAGCAGAGACAAUCGAAAAUGCCAGACCUCAUUACUAUAACUCCUGGGCACUAAUACUUUAUGCUACAGCAUUAUGGCUUACUAGCACAGGUUUCAUCGUUGUUGAUCCAGAUGAAGGAGUUGCUAAUCUCUCUAGGCCUGUCACUCCAACUACAAUGUGUCAAGAUUCUUCUUCCAGACCCCUGGUGAAAUCUCCUGAGGAUGUGAAUACAGACAGAUUUCAUCUUAUCUUGGGAAUUAGCGUGGAAUUUCUUUGCUCUCCUCGAUCAGAUGCAGCAAUGGAGAACAUUACCUCCUGCUUACGUGCUCUACAAGCACUCUUUGAUGUUCCGUGGCCGAGGUCUAAAAUAGGUGGUGAUCAGGAGCUGAGUAUAGAGCUGUUGAAUGUUUUGCAUCGACUGAUACUGACCAGAGAAUCACCUGAUAUUCAGCUUGCUGCCCUUGAAGUGGUUCGGCUGAUUCUUUUUGCAGCUCAGGAACAUGUGAAAGAAAAACGCAGAAGUGCAGAAGUUGAUGAUGGUGCUGCAGAAAAGGAAACGUUACCAGAAUUUGGAGAAGGCAAAGAUACAGGAGGACUGGUGCCUGGGAAAUCAUUAGUCUUUGCAACACUGGAGUUGUGUGUCUGUAUUCUUGUCAGACAGCUUCCCCAGCUCAACCCUAAAUUAACUUGUAGUCCUGCAGUUCAAUCUGGAAAACAUCUGCUGUUGUCAGAGGACGGAAGUAGACUGGUAUCAGCAGCAUUAGUUAUUCUCUCUGAUGUUCCUGCGAUCUGUUCUCCUGAAGGAAGCGUUUCAGUUCUUCCUACUAUCUUGUACCUAAUUAUUGGAGUACUCAAAGAAACUGCUGUGAAGUUGCAAGAUGGCCAGUUACCUUUGACAGUUGCUGCAUCUCUACAAGCUCUUAGAGGGCUCUUGUCUUCUCCAAUGGCUCGAGCAGAGAAGAGUCGGACUGCUUGGACUGAUCUGCUGCGUAGUGCUUUGGUCACAGUGCUUGACUGUUGGGAUCAAGCAGAUGGGCUCCUCCAAGAACUUGAUGAAAUUAGUCUGCUUACUGCCAUUACAAUAUUUGUUGUGUCUACCAGUCCAGAAGUUACAACCAUGGAGUGCCUUCAAAAGCGUUGUAUUGAGAAGUUUAAAUUAACACUUGACUCAAAAGAUCCUUUUGUACAGCAUAAAUGCUACCAGCUGCUGCACUCCAUCUUUCAGCAUCCAAACAAAACUGUGUCAUAUCCUUAUAUUCAUUCUUUAGCAUCAUCCAUUGUGGGAAAAUUGCGGGAAACAGAAAAAGCAAAACCUGAGAAUGCUGCCGAACUUCAAGUCAUUCAGGAGGGAAUAAAGGUGGUAAUAACUCUUAUAGCUACAGCUGAGGAAGAGCACCGUGCUCAUUUGGUGGCCUGCCUUCUUCCCAUCCUUAUUUCCUUUCUUUUGGAUGAAAAUGCCCUGGUUUCUGCUACAAACUCAGCAAAAUACCUACAUGAGUUUGCUUUGCAAAAUCUGAUGCAGAUUGGUCCACAGUACUCAUCAGUUUUUAAAAAACUAAUAGCUUCCUCUCCAACUAUGAAAGCCAGGCUUGAAUCAGCUGUAAAAGGCAAUCAAGAAAGCAUCAAAGUGAAAACUGCUAAACAUGCAAAGAAUCCUGCGAAAAGUGCAAGCAUUCAGCUGAAGACCAACUUUCUUUAAAGUCUCUUACUGUAAUUUUAUGCACUUUGGUAUUGACAGCAAAAAAUGUCCCUUUUGAUUUCUAAUUAGAGUAGGAAGAGUUGAUCUCAUACAUAAUUAAGUUUGCAUUGAAUCACCAUAGGAACUUUUUAAGAGAAAGCAAAUCUCUAGAUAACUUUGUUAGUGUCAUAGACUUCUUAAACAUUUUUGAUCACUAUGAAUAAAAUCUAUCACAGGUCAUCUAAUCUGUAUUUUUGGAUUAUUUUGUAUUAAAUUACCAGAAAUGCACGUGUAUAUUAAAAAACUAUAAUAAUCAUAGAUAAAUUUAGGAGCAGCCUACAUUUGGUGAUUAAGUAAAUUUAUUUUUGCUUUAAAUCAGAGUAUAUCAAAAGUAAGUUACUCUGGGUUUUAGAUUUAACUGGGAUUAUAAAUUUACUUGCAGGCUGUAAUCUAUCCUAAUUAAUAAUUUAACAUUCUGCAUCAUUAAGUAAAUAGAUUAAAUAUCCUUGUAAAGCCUUACUAUAAAUUAUUGUUGAUCUCAAAAUUCAACUCAAUAAAGGUAAUAUUGAUAGCUUUAAUUUCAAUAAAUUCUGAGCUGGCCAAGAUUUAACAAAUGCUGUUAAAUACAACUUUGUAAUGCAUCUUCUGUGAGGCCCCAGUAGUGCUUUAUACAGUGGGACUAUUAUGCAUAUGUAAGUAUUUGCAGGCUCGGUGCCUUGCUGCUUGACCUACUCUCACUUUUCAGGACAUACACUUGUGUUAACUUUGUAUUAUGUUAGCCAUGCAACUGAAGCUUACAUAUCUUGUCCAAGAUAGGACAGCAAUUUUAAUACACUGUGCCUCUGAUUCAGACGUCUAUUAUAUCUGGAUGUUUGUUUCCUGAUCUUUAGAUGAUCAGUUAUUUAUAUAUAUAUGUAUGUAACUCUCCUUAAUAUACAUAUCUCUACACCAAGAGAUGGAAAUAUUUGAAAUCAGCUUGUCUUGUUAAAUAAAGUACAACAAACUCAUAUUAAGGAGUAUUAAAUUAUCAUUUUUAUCAAGGAACAUUUUAAUAUAAAAAAACAAUUAUUAAAAUUGCAAUGGCUAUGAAGCAUUUUCUACAUACAGUGUAUUGACUUCUUAAUACCAGUAUUACCUAAACCAAACACUAUCAAACUGAGGAUAGUAUUUCCUUGCUGAAAGUAAUUAGUUGGGAAAAAAGCAUUUGCAGAACUGAGAAACUGAGAACACUGUGACUCAGGAAGUGUGAUGUACUGUAUUUUAUUAUAAGUUUUGUAUAUAAAUAUAAUUGUAAAUUGUACAGAAUUAACCAUCUGACCAAAGUUCUAACAAUCCAUUUUUCUAAUUUGCAUAAAU